Messenger RNA from Aplysia californica (California sea hare), 8826 nucleotides. RefSeq names its product GTP-binding protein Rit2. Gene Ontology annotation, molecular function: calmodulin binding; GTP binding; GTPase activity. Gene Ontology annotation, biological process: Ras protein signal transduction. Bases 158 to 808 code for a protein of 216 amino acids. Gene Ontology annotation, cellular component: plasma membrane. The record is from RefSeq and is a predicted model, not a curated record. The transcript has 5 exons. NCBI's taxonomy places the organism in Eukaryota, Metazoa, Mollusca, Gastropoda, Aplysiida, Aplysiidae.
AUGUCUAAAAUUAGAAGUGAGCCGGAAUUCUGAUUGUAGGCUGUUUACGAUGUUUCCUUGUUUCACUUUUAGGGAAAUAUCAACUUGACCCUUUUUGACUUAAUCAUACACCAAUGCCAUGAAUGUGUUACAGCAUUGAAUUUUUCUGUAUCCAGUUAUGUCUGGCCAAAGUGUACGAGGCAGGAGAAAGUAUAAACUGGUGAUUUUGGGUGAUGGUGGUGUUGGAAAAAGUGCUUUAGUGAUACAGUUUGUAUGUCACAGAUUUCAAGAAUAUCAUGAUCCUACAAUUGAGGAUUCAUUUGAACAGCAGUGCCGUAUCGAUGAUGAGCCAGCUCACUUGGAUAUUUUGGACACUGCUGGACAGACUGAAUUCACUGCAAUGCGAGAACAGUACAUGAGAAAUGGAGAAGGUUUCAUACUGUGUUUCUCCAUAACUGACCGCAGGAGUUUUGAGGAGCUGGUCGCCUACAGAAAUUUGAUUAACAGAGUGCGUGCUGGGGAGGAGAUCCCCAUCAUAAUCGCUGGAAAUAAAUGUGACUUGGAGCAGAAAAGAAAGGUAAAGUAUGAAGAAGGUGUGUCACUUGCACGGCAGCUUGGAUGUCGAUACUACGAAACAUCAGCGUAUCUUCGAAAGUGUAUAGAUGAUGUGUUCCAUGGGAUAGUUCGAGAAAUUCGGGAAAAGGAGAAAGAAAAGUUUGAUCUAGAAAUGAAUCCUAAGAAGAAGCAGGGUAAAGUUCGGAAGCUCCUAACUUCUUUGCAACCAGCAUCUUUAUUUAAAAGGGGAAGUUCGUCUAAACAUAGCAAAUGAUGCAUUUUGAGGAUAUCUGCUAUUUUACUUUAUUGAGACAACUCUUCUUGUACUUCAAGACAGUUUUAUACAAAUGAUCGAAAUUCUAUUUAAAUGGGAUAUUUGGUGUUCCCCAUACUCUGUCUUUUUUUAUUGUCCUGAAAAUUGUGAAUUUUGUAACUGUUGCUCAUGUUGACGCAUGACCUAAGUGAUAGUGUAAGCUGUUGUAGGAGCUGAGAUUCUAAUAAUUGGUUAUUAUGUUGCUUAGGAAAAGUGCGGAGAUUAAAUUCUCUGAAUAAUGUCUCUAAGACAAAGCUUGUAUUGUGUGUAUAUAAGAUUUAACGUAGUCUAUUUGUCACUAGAUGGCACUCUUUCUAAAAAGUCUCCUGCUAAUUAUUUUUUAUGGAAGGAAUAACAUUCUUAGUUUUAUUCGUCUUGGUAUGUUUUGAGACAAAAUAGGGAAAAUGAGCUUGAUGUUUUUAUAUUGAUUUUAUUUACAUAUCAAAUUUAAUUGUGUGUUGACCAAUAGAAUGUUGCCUAUAUAGUUUUAUAAACAUUUAUAGUCGGUCCUUCAUUUUUUAAAGAUAGUUUUCAAGAAUGGAUGCUACAUUGUGUCAUGAUGGAAAGAUUUAUUAGAUCCUUUUUCCCAGUUCACAAGCAUUUCUACAGUUAAUACCUUAUAGCAGAUUAUUCCACUGUUUAUAAUCAUAUAAUGCAAUUGCCCUGCUUACUUAGCAUGACAACCAUGCUGUGUGGUGUUCAUGUAGGAAGAAGGUGAUGGAGACUGAAGAACAGAUAAAAAGUUAUGAUCAGUAAAUAGGGAGGUUUGACUUUCUCUGUGGACCUAAGGGCAAAGAACAGAAAAUUAUGAAUCACAGAUGUUGAUUAUUUAGAAUAUUUAGGUAGUGCCUUAAUAGAAAGAUUGUAGAACUGAUGUGGAUGGCAAUAUUGGGGGGACAAGCUUUGAAUAUUUUGGGGGCCUGUCCUGUCAGAUGAUAUAAAACUUAACACUCAUAACACACGUGGUGGGGUGUUGACGAGAUUGUAUGUUUUUUUUAAAAUGCAGCAUGCUGAUAGCAAUCUGAAAAAGCUUCCCUCUUCUCUCUCCAUAGAAAAGAUUACUACUUGUACUAUUACAACAAGUGAUCUUGCUUGCUUUUACCACUGUCACUUGUGCAUCUGACAUUCUUACGAGAAUAUCUUUCCUCUUUCUCUGAUAUGUGAAACAUUUUCUACAGUCAUUUCCAUUGGCACAACACCUUAUGAUGACAAAGUAUAUUAUUAUAUAUUUUUAUCACUUUCUAUUGGCUGCAGAUAGAACAGUGUCUUGCUUUCAACAGCAUUAUUGUUGUGAUUCAUUGAAUACAAUUGUAAUUGUGUUUUCUGUAUUCGUUUCAAGUAACAUAACAGUUAGGAUUUUCUUCAGUUACUUUGUUUUAUUUUCCCCUGUGAAAUUUAUAAUUUCAUUGUUGCUAGACCAUCACAGAGUAUUCAGCUUGUGUUUCUUCUGUUUUUCUUUUACUCCACUAACAGUUUUGAAAAGUUACUUUUGCUAUAUCUAAGUGACAUAAAGUUGAUUGCAAACUCCUACUCUACUCAGGCUACAUUUUAGCCUUUACUACCCCAACUCUGAGAAUUACAUCACUCUCUGUAUUCAGCGUAAAUUACAAAAAAAUAAGAAAGUGUCUCCAAGGUGGUUUGAAACAUUGUUCUUGUGGUCUGUACUGUUGUGGGGUUCUAUUCUGAAAUGGGCUUGUGUUUCAUCCUUAAAACUUUGAUAUAGAGGGCCUGUAAUUAUUAUUACAGGUCUUAGAGAAAUUAGUUUGUACUAUCCAUAGGUUGUUUGAGAGCCUUUUUUUUGUUUAAAGUGUACUUUGUGGUAAAGAAUGGACAAUACAUACUUUGUUUCAAUUAUUUUUGUCGAAGUACAUUACUACCCACAGUACUUAAAAGAUUUAAAUUGAAUUAUGUUAAAAAUAAAUGUAAUGUUUUUAUGCUUAUUUAUCCCAAGAAAAGUGUGUCAGUAACAUAUCAGAUUAUCUGAGGUUUCUUGUACAUUUUCCUUAUGUCAGUACUGAGCUGUACAAGUAAGAGAGCUGCUUGGGAGAUGGAUUUUGAUGUCGAAUUGAGCAACAGUUUGGGUGAUGGGGUUUUUUACGUUCGUAUUCAAGAGCUUUUAUUUCAUGGAAGACGACAAGAGAUUUUAACCCUGAGAAUUAUUUUUCAGGUGAGACUCUUGUGAGUGCUUGUGCUUGUGUGUAUGUUUGAGUGCAUGCAUGUAAUAUGUGUCUACAUGUGUAGCGAGGGGGCAGAACAUUUUUCCUAUUACUGUCUUGGCCAGUUCGGCUGGUACAAAGAUGUUCUACCUAUGCCUCAUGUUGUUCCUUGUCCAUUUUUUACCCAUUUUCCCCUCUCUUGUUCCGUCUAUUUUGUUUCUUGGCAAAGUGUUGUGGGGAAGAAUCUUCCUGAAGAGUGUAGCGGCACUGAUUGUUCUUGCCCAACAGCUGGGCGUACCUGUGACAGGCUAAGGAUUUUUAAAAACCAUUUUGUGUAUGUUUGUGUUCCUGUGUUCACAUACAAAUGUUUUCUUCCUUUUCAUUCUCCCAGAUUUUUGUUUCAUAUAUCUGUGCUAUAUAUGAAGAUUUAUAUCUCUCAUUAGGUUGUGCUUGUAUUAUAAAUUGAAUUUGUCUUCAUGUGAGUCACUUUCUGAGUGAAAAAGGUUGUUUAACUUUUCAUUGUCAUAUAUACAUGUAAACCUACCCUAGUGCCAUAAACCAGUGCAUGGCUGUGUGAGUGAUGAUUACACCUUUCAUUUUUGUGAACACAUUUUUCUUUUAAUAGACAAAGGUAAAAUGCACAUUUUUCUUUUAAUUGACAAAGUAAAAUCUAUUUAGUCUAUUACUAUUUACUUCAGGAUUGCCUUACAUUAUGUUCAAUGCCCGUUCUUACGGCACUGGAAGAUUUUGCUUUGUAAUGCUUGAUCAGUCAAAUGUUUUUCAUUUCAUCAUACUGAUAUUUGAUGUUUGAAAGCUUAUUUCAUAUUAUUUUCUUAAGGUGGAUCUCAGAGCUAUUGCACACCCUGUCAUUUCUGUCCCUGUGAUGUCCACUUGUCACGUUAUUUCACAAUUUUUGUUUGUGAUUUAAUGAAUGAAGAUAUCAUUUUACUUGUGCCUUUUGCUGAUUUGACAUUAUAUUGUCAUUUUCAUCUUGGGAGAAGUGGAAGGAAAAGAUUUUUUAUUAACUUCAGCUUUUUUUCAGUCCAUCAUCAUUGCUCCUUAUUAUCAAAAUCAAGGAAGUAGUCUGUCUUUGAUUUGGAUGAUCAGUCGGGCAUUUUUGUUUGUUUUCAGUCAGUAUCUUUUUGUUAUAUGAUAAUGCAGGCUUGAAAGAUUUUUAUACUUAUAAUUCUUGGUAAGCUUUAAGUGCUUUGAACGGAAGUCAAGUAGUUUUCAUGUCAUGAAGUGAAAUAAACAGUGCUGAACCAUCUGUUGGACAGAAUGCUAGUCCAUCUCAAGUUUUACCCCAUGUAGGUUUUUCUUCUCUCGGUGCAAGAUGGUGGAGUCGGGGGAAAAUCACAGUUUCUUUUCCAACAGCACAAAGAAUUGCUGGACUCUGCCCGAAUCAAACACAAUGCUUCUAUAGUAUAGGUGAAGUUGUGUAACAAUGUAACAAAUUGUACUUUUUGGAAACACUGAGAUGGCUGUUGAAGAGGUUUAUGAGGUGCCCUUUUUGACUUUGUGCUAUUUUUAUAUUCACAGUUUUCAGAGUGGAAUUUUUGGAAAAAAAAAAUAUUUUGCUGGAAAGUAAGUUAUUGUAAAAUUUGUGGGGAAUUUCAAGAUAAAAGCUUCACUACAACGUAUUCAUUAACUUAUGAUUUUAAGCUCUUGUAGUCGCAUAAUUCCCAUAACUGUUGAAAAGAGGAGUUUGUUGUAGCUUUCAUACGCUAUUUAACCCUAUCCGUAGGUCAUGUUUUACUAUCAUCCAUAUGACGUGGGGAACUCUGUGCCACCACUUUCCAAAGAGGAAAUUUACUCGUUAAUCCGUUCCGUAAGCUUGGCAUAGCAGUCUGUCAAAAGGAUUUUUUGAGAAAUACUGAAUGUUUCAGAGCGAUAUUCGUUCUAGAAGCAUUCUAAAAUGUGAAGAAUACAACCCCUGGGGUACAAAAUGACCCCAGGGCGUACGCAUAGGGUAAAAGAUUUUGGUAUAGAAUUACCAGCAUGUGUAGUGCAGCAGUUAGGCACUUGGCCAUCACAAGCAAAAAACCUGAGGUCGACUCACAUGUGGGAACAAUUAUGAAGUAUCUCCGUCUUUCUGCUUGGACGUUGUAUCCAUCUCAGUGUGAGUUGACCCUGACAGGCAAGAUUGAAGCAGCCUGCCUCUUAAAUUAUGUAAAUUGUGUCGAUGGGGAUAUAAAACACAAUUAUAGACAAUUUUAAAUCUAAAAUUUCCCAAUUAUUGUCAGUGGUGGUGCUUUUUUUGUUAUUGUAGCUUUUAUGUAAAAUAUGACUACUUUUAAAGGACAGAUUUAUUGUAUAAAUAAAUAUGUUUACAUGAUAUUCCCACAGGGAAGCAAGUUCCUGUAACAUUUCAAAUUUGAAAGUUAAAAUAUGUGCUGGGAGGGUAAACAUAAACAUCUCUACGAGAAAGUUGGCUUGAGGAGAAAUUUUGAAAUUAGUACGGCUUAAUACUGAUUUAUGGGGUUUUCCUCACAACUUAAAAUUAUGAUUGGCUUGUGUUAUGAUUAAUGUUUGUUAAUUAUUUUACUGGUGCUAUACUGUCGGUUAGUAUGUUUUUGUAUCAGAGAAGAAUUGAAUCUUUUAUUUGUAAUGGUGAAUUUCUUUUGUCCUGGUGAUUUCUUUAACCAACGGAAAAAGAUGUUAAUGAAAAUUAUAACUCUACUUAAACUAUGUUUUAGUUUUAGUAAGUGUUUUAUGGCAAUUGCAGCACAAUAAGGUCAUAUAAGUGCCGAAGAUUAGAGGCGUUACAAGGGAGUAACAAACACAAAAUAGAAAGAGGGGAGAUAAGGACGAUAGAUGUUUGAUAGGAAAGAAGGAGCAAACCACACCAGAGCACCCGCCAACCACCCACACUUAAUUAUGCUUUGUGAACUGAGACUGGAACAUAACAAUAUCUUUGUGUUUGACUUUACACUCAUUAUGACAGGUUCCUAGGCUCUAGUCCAUCAUGCUAUGGACAGCUGCAUCCUGUUAAUGAAAUUCCAGAUUUGGGAGUGGUAGUCCAAGUGAUUUAAAAACUUAUUUGUGUAUUUAGGAAAAGCAGCAUCUCGGCCGUAUUCGUGACAAAUAGAGUGAUAUUCACACUGAUUGGAACAUAUUGGAGUCAUUACAUUACCGGGGGGGGACUGUAAUAACAAAUUAAAUAUGCAGUACAUGCAAUAAAAUGUCAAAAUGAAGAUCUCUCGUAUGGCCAUUAGAUAUAGACCUCAGCUUUUUGUUUGAUAUAGAUCAAGUCUUACUGGUGAUGAGUAUUUAUGCAACCCACCCGCUUACAAAACCAUUGGUGACUGUCUGAGAGUUUUAUAUUCACUCAUAAUCCUUGAACUUGCCUUAUUUGGAAUGGGGAAGGAUAGUGGCACUGAAUCCAGGAUAAGUGUAAAGUAGACACUGUUUCAUCACUGUAGACUAAUGUUUGUGUCAUGUUUGGCCACAUUUUAUAAGCCUAUGAUAGUGCAUGUUGCUGGUUAAACCAAUGCAUCCAGGAAAGUACAUGUAUGAGGUUCUGUAAAUUCAAAGGGGACAAUGACAGAUAUGUUCUGCCCACUGUUGUGUCAUCUUGUGUCUUCAGGUUUUGCAGUAUAUUUGUGUUUAUUACAGUGCCUUUCUUCUUCAUCUUGAAACUGGUCUUGACUUCCCUCUUCCUUCAGCUGUAGCCUUCUGCCAUCUGUUCAUUGAUCCUAAAGUUGAUGUCUUUUAAGGUCUUGUCCACCUUGCAGGCAUUUUUAUAGAGGUAAUUACUUUUACCUCUUUCAAUAAAGGAAAUCUUUCUGUUUUCCCACACGUUCCAUGUGACAAAAGUUUCCCAGCCAUCUGAGUUAUAAAAGUACAACUACUUUGCACUUUUCCCAUAGCCAUGGGCACAAGGGUACCACAACUAACUUGGCAACCACCUCCCUCCCUCCCUCCCAGUGCUAUUUUUCUUUAAAUCCCUUGCUCAUCUUCAGGCCUGUCCAUUAUGGAAUGUUGCUUACCCGUCUCUCCUCACUUUGUAUGGGAGAUUUGUCUAAGCAAGCCCUUGUGAUCCUGUAUAAUGUCAUGUUCCCUUACAGCUCAAGUUUGCAUUGCUUUAUUGCGGUCGGUAGGUCGGUCUUCAUAUAUCUCCUAUGGGCUACCUCAUUCUGUAUUUCACUUCUUCAUUGGUAGUAGUAUGGUCUUUCCAUGAGGUUGAUUGGAGUUUAUGAAAAUGUUCUGUCUUUAUAGCUUUCAUCCUCUUCUGUAUGUGUGCUGUAGGGGUCCAUGACUCACAGAUGUAUAAAAAAGAAUUCCGAUAUGUCCAAUGAGCACAUUCUGUAUAUGGGGAUGUAAAAAUACCAACAUUUGAAGAAAAAAAAGAGAGAGAAGAAAAAACAAUGAGCAACUAAGUCUGAUCUUGGAGCUGAGAGUAAUAUUUCUAUUUCUCCAUGGAGUAGUGUAAGUACUCGUAUUCAAAACAUAAAGUGCUUAAGAGAAGAGAGCAGCUUAUUGUGAUCUCUAUCGUUAUAAUGACCACUGUUUUCAGAUUGAAGUCUAGACACUUGAUGAUGGGCUUGGAAAAGAAGCCUGAAAUUCAGAUGGGAUGACUUUUUUAAAACAGUAUUUUGAGAGAUGGUCCUGCCAAAGCAACUUCUCAAUAAUUGAAUAAACUUUAAUAGUCUUAUAUGCUUAUUUUGAAGUACAUGUGAUAGCAACUGAUGGAUCACCCUUUUUCUUUCUUUUCAUCAGUGGACUUUCACAAACAAUGUUCACGAAGGUAAGCAAUUUGCAUGAUGAGCUUUCCCCCAUUCCUAUUUUUAAAGUUAUGGAUAAGGGGAAUAUGCUCAUAUUCAAGCUGUGGCGUUUACUUUAAACUCAUUAUUAAACCUUUUUUGUUCUUUUAUCAGAAUUGCUGAUGAUCAUAAUCUUUUUAUAUUUUAAAAAAGACAUCCUUAUUUUACUCAUUUUGCAGUUUCUUUUAGCUGAACAGAAAAAAACUGUUCAAAAGCUGUUUUUAUCGAAUGGGCUGUGAGAGUAUACAUGCUUUUGUUAUAAAAGGUUUUAUUUGGAAAGAUAAAAUCAAAUCAGCAUAUUGUCACCAUCGCGAUAAGCUCAGUUAACUGCCAAAUUGUUGGUUUUUGUUUUUUGUUUUGUUUUUGUUUUUUUGACGAAAGGCAUUCUACUAAGCAUGUUUCAUAUAUGUGAAUUAAAAUUUAAUAUUUAAAUAAACAACCAAAAGUGGAAUUUUUUAGUAAUAGUAUGAUAAAUCAGAUAAAACUCUAAGCCAUCCUUUUAAUAAAUCAGUUUUUCUUUCUCCUGCGAAAUUUACUCUAUGUCACUUAUCUGAUCUUACCACAAUGGCGACGAUAUUCCUGCUUAAUUUUUUCUUUUUCCAGAAUGAUUUUCAGACUGCCUGCUGUCAGUUUUUUUUUGUUAAAAUUUAAAAUAUUUCUUCAUACUAUUCACCAAAUUUCAUAUUGUACUGUAUGUUCUGUCCUAAGAAGUGUACAGAUGUUUAUGAUGAAUGUUGACUGUUGAAACUUGGUGCAUAUGAUGUGGCUUUUGCGAUUUUUCUCAUGUGAAUUUGAUGUAAAGCAGCAAUAACACCAUAGAACGAGCGCUCUAUCAAAAAAGAAUUGUGAAAAUGAUUGGGAUGUUCAUUUAUAUUUCCGUUGAUCCAAACAUUUGAAGAGAAUUUGUAAAUAUUCAUGGGAGUAGCACUUAUUUUUCGAUAUUUAUUUUGACCGUACUAUAAAAUUCCUUGUUUCCUAUCACCUAUCAUGCUAUAUCGAAGUGAAACCUUGUACAUGUACAGUUAUUUAUUAAACGUAAAGGACUGGAAAUUGACUUGAA